UGCACCUUGCACGCCUUGGCAACGCUUCAGAAAUCAAUGGUUUGAUAAACUAGCUUUUUCUACAUUAGCUAGUCGUUUGUCAAUGUAACGUUAACUGUCUAACCUUUAUAACGAUAUAGCUAACCACUGUAUUCAACGUCGCUUGCGUUUGGCGUCCACGAGUCAAGAGGCACCAACAACAGACGAUAUGCCAGCCAAGCAAGGUGGAAGUAGCUAAAGUAACCAUAUCAACAGACAAGACAGUCUCGAAGCUGGGGACAGGGGUAAAACAAAACUGAAAGGAUUAGGAAUCUGACAGCAAACUAGCCAGCUAGUAAGCGACAUUGUUAUCUAUCGGUAAAAUAAGCGUUUACCACGUGUUAACUUAUUUCAAUGAGUCUAGUAGCUAGCUACAAAGAGAACGUAUUGCUACCCUAUUGCUAUCUCGCGUAGUAGCUCCUAGGAUUAGCAGUUAACGCGUAGCGACUUCGUUGAAUUGCAUUGGAUAGCGCUAGAAAGGUUAGCUAGCUAGCUAGAUUAACGUUUGAAUACAGUAUUUUCUAUAUACCUAAUUAAAAUGCAUAAUCAAGAUGUAUCAUGAGGGUGACAAUAGUUGUUUUCAAUUGUGUCUGACUAGCUCGUUCAGUGCAAGCAGCUAGCCAAACCAGUUUGGUAAAUCUGUGUUAGCGCAAUCAGGAUGCUAAAGUGUUAGCUAGCAACUGUAGGUUUACGAUUUGGUGGAUAAAUACAGUUUUUCUAGCUGUCUUGAAACGAUUCACGGCCCACCAGAAUCGUUCAGAUAAUUUGACUCUGGACUCGUUAGAUAGUUAAAUAAUUUGGCACUUGCAUGCUUGGCUAGUGUUUGUCCACGUUUGCUAUUGCAUUUAGGCCACGUCGCUGACAGUGUCAUUGGACGAAUGCAAACAAGAAAGGCGACAACUGUGCGGAAGAGGGAAGGCGCGUGAAUAACUAUUCCCCACACUCCCUGCAGCUAACUAAUGCAAUUAACUCGAUUGGGGUUUGAUACAAAUGCUUUCUUUAUUGACUAUGUCAGUGGCUGUAUGUUUGCCGUAAUUGAACGGCAUGUCAGCUACCCAAUUUGUUUACCAGUGGAAGUAUAGGCUUUUCUAGAUCAAUUAUAGAACACAUUCUGAAAUGGUUGGCUUUGGCGCAAACCGACGGGGAGGCCGUCUGCCGUCCUUCAUCCUGAUCGCAUUGAUGGUGAUCAUUGCCAUACUGUCUUUCAACUACUGGACUGUGUCCAACAAGCAAGGGCGCCUAUUGGACGAGUUGGCUGAGGUGCAGACACAGGUGAAGCGGACCGACGCGGCGCGCAGUCGACUGGAGAAGCGCAACUCUGAGUUGAUGGUGCAGGUAGACACGCACAGGAAACAGAUCGAUCAGAAGGAAGGAGAUAACAGCAUGCUGGAGGGCAAGCUGCACACUCGUGAAGCACUCAUCAAAAAGUGUACAGAUGAAAAGAUGAAGGUGCAGGGUGAUGUCACAGCACAGAUGUCGGAGAUUGUGAGGCUGAAAGAGCAGCUGAAGGAGCUGAAACAGGAGUUUAUGAGGCAGGAGAUCCAGCUGAGGGAGGUGAAGAAGAACAGCACCAAUCUGGAGAGGAAGCUGGAGUAUGAGAGUUUGCAGUGUGGGCGUCAAAUCACACAACUAAUGGACGAGUAUAAAGAAGCUAAAAAGACCCUGGAGGAGGAGGCGGUGGAGCUGAGAAAGAGUGUGCUGGAUAGCAGGAAGGUCGGAGCUGCAGAAGGAGGGACUGAGGUGGAGACAGCAGAAGAGCACCACACUGUGGCCACACACCAACGAGACACUGACCUCAAAGAUUUGGGCAAGCCUGGCAAUGAUGCUGGCAUGCCUGGUAUUGAGGACAGUGAAGUGGGAAAAAUAGAUGAUGUGCAAUUUGCUCUGAAGAAGCCAGCCAUCACCCAGAACCACAUAGAGAUACCUGAUACUGGGUUAAGAGAGGUGGGGGCCGGUAUGGGAGCAGAGGCGGGUGCAGGGGCAGGUGAGGGGGCUGGUCGAGACCUCUCUCUGGACCGGCCUGUGCUCCAGAUUCAGGACAAGGUCCUAGGGUUGGGGAUGGAGGGGCGAGCGGGGGCCCUCCAGCAGCAGCCCCCCCAGGCGGUGGCAGACAGACCCAUCCUCUUUGACGAGGACAACAAGGCAGCCAUCCAGGCAGAUGAGUUCGGAGAGCAGCACAGACCGCUUAGAGCUCCUGACAAUGUGAUGAAAGCAGAUGGUGUACAGAGGAAAGGGGCAGGACUGCCUCUGCCUCCUAACCCCGCCCAGGUGCCCAACCCUAUAGAACCUCGGCAUGCCAGAGACCCCAAGCCUGCUGAGCCCCUGCGUCACAGACAGAAUGAUGAAGACCGAGACAUGCAGGGAGACCGGGCAGUGGACUAUGGAAAGAGACGUCAAGCCAUCGACAUUUUGUAAACCUUAUCAACUCGCUCUAGGAUCUUACUGAAAUGGAGUGGGAUAGCAAAUUCUAGCAAAAGGGUUUAUUCCUCCGCAUUUUGUUUCACUGUUGCUUCGGAUGUCAUUCUUAGGACUGGGUUGGAAUCAUGAAGACGUUUUAGGUGCAUCUCUUAUGGCGAUGGACUAUUCUGAAGACACGGUACAGAUUAUUAUUCCAUGAAGCAGUUUGACCUAAAACCAUGUAUCAUUGAAUCUAUAAAACAAUUCAUGAUAAUAUGGUUCUGUGCAGCCGUUGACUUGCAAAUAAUGAUUUUAUAAUUUAUUUGGUAUUAGAAUUCCUUAGCGAUUACAAUGAUAUAAUGUACAAGAGUGCUAUACAGUGUACAUUUGUAAUGUUUUUUUCAUGACAGAUUAUGAAGGCUUUUGUUUUGUUUACUACUUUGAAUGAACUGUCAGCUGCAAGAAUAGACUGUAGUGGUCUGAAAGAGCCAGUUUGGCCCAGAACCUCGCUGGCUUAGAUGACUCUGUUGCUGACCUGGUCACCUAGACUGGCAGGCAUAGCAUAUUGCUUGAAAUGGGGAACUUUAAUUUUACUUGUCUUUACCUAAAAAGGAAUAUGUUUCCCUUCUGAUUUGGGACAGCUGUUGCUUGACAAAGAAAAAAAACCUGAAAACUGCUGCUCCGAACUGUGUCAAUGAAUUUGACUUUUGUUGGACUCUUGUAUGGACGGCCACACUUCAAACACAGCCGCGCCAACCAACGCAGCCGCGCCAACCAACGCAGCCGCGCCAACCAACGCAGCCGCGCCAACCAACGCAGCGCUUAUGCCAAGGACUUCUCAUGGCUUCUUAAACCUCUUUGUUCAUAUUAUUUCUGUCACAGACAUAACACUCUAAAGUGCAUGCAAUCUUUAUUAAUCAACCUGAAGAACGUCUUGAAGCUGGAUACAAUACUUAGACCAGUUUAGAAUUAGGAAUCCUGUGGAGGACUAAAAGCUCAAUGCACACCUGUCCUGCUAAUAAGAAUGGACUACAGUAGGCAUAGAUGUACAUAUUUGAACUGUUUCUAUUUUAACUGUAGGACUCGAGACUAUUCUUCCUUGAAAUAAUAAGCAUAAAAUCAGUUUUGUUUGUCUAAAAGUUGGUGAUUUCAUAUGGAAGGUCGGCAUAUUGAAUGUACGCUGCUGAUGUUUUGGUUUUUCAAGAUCAUAAUGUAAUUAAGAUAUUUGGGUAGUUAAUUGUUACAACUGUACAAUUUAGAUGCUAAUGGAUAUAACUGUGAACCAGUCAGCCAGUCCCCAGCUAAGUUUUCCCUCAAAUUCCAACGUGUUACUUAUCUGCUGGGGAUUAUUAAAAGCUGUUGGUAUCACUGAUCUUGGGGGCAAUUAAUUUAUCAUUUCAUACUGAAGAAUAAUAAAUAAUUCUUAAGUGGUCAUUAUUGAUACAAGUAAUUCAACAAUUGUUUCCCCCUGAAUUCCUUUUGAUCCAUGAUUUAUAAAUAAUAAAAAAAUAAAUUGUAA
Messenger RNA from Coregonus clupeaformis (lake whitefish), 3934 nucleotides. RefSeq names its product protein GOLM2. NCBI's taxonomy places the organism in Eukaryota, Metazoa, Chordata, Actinopteri, Salmoniformes, Salmonidae. The record is from RefSeq and is a predicted model, not a curated record.